GCAGAUCCAGCAUCCAUCCUCCUGCACACUGCAGCCCAAUGGUGACAGGCACACAAAGGAGCUGGGCUCAUGUCCACUGGCAUCAGGGUGAAGCUACCUGCUGCUGCCUCUGCCCUGUUACCAGGGCUGAGUGAUUAUGUAUGAAGGAUGCUUCUAGAGCUGCUCUGGGUUGUAGCUGCUGUGAUCUGUGCCAUGUCAGAGCUGGGGUUUCCCCUACAAAAUUCGACAUCACCUACUGAUACUGGUCUUUCUGAAUCUCUUACCCAAUGGCACCGGACCCUGGAACUGCCCCAGAUCACGCACCCCACUCGGUUAAUCGGGCAGACAUCAGGAGCAGAAACCCGCAGAUACCAACUGGACACCCGGGUCAGAAAUGAAAGCAACCCUAAUCUACCGGCUCAUCUUGCCAGUGUCAGUUUCCUGGUGCCAGCAUUCAAGGAAGAAUUUAUUCUGGACCUGGAGCUCAACCAUAACCUCUUGUCAUCUGGAUAUGUAGAAAUCCACUACAGUGAUAACAACAAUUCCCGUGUGCUGACUCCUGCUGAAGCUGGAGAUCACUGUUACUACAAGGGCCAUGUGCGCGGGCACACAGACUCGUGGGUGGCGGUCUCCACUUGUCAUGGACUCAGUGGAGCAUUUUCUGAUGGAAAAUUUACUUAUACAAUAUACCCUCAAGUGCAGAAAAACAAGAAAUCUCUUCCAUGGCCACAUGUGAUCGAGCGGGCAAAGAAGUGCAAAGAACCAGGCUGUAUGAAUCUUCAAGAAAUUCCCAGAAGCUCCAAAAUAAGGAGGAAAAGACAGGUUCGCCCAGCUGCACACUCUGCUUUGUCUGAAACCAAAUACAUUGAGCUUAUGGUGGUCAAUGACUGGCGUCUGUUUCAGGUCCGGCAGUCUGUGGGUCUUACAAGUAGUUAUGCCAAAUCAGUGGUGAAUCUAGCCGAUUCUAUUUUCAGGGAACAGCUAAACACCAGUAUUGUCCUGGUGGCAAUGGAAACCUGGACAUCAGGAGAUAAGGUUGCGGUUAGUGAAUACCCUCUUCAGACACUGGCUGAUUUCAUGAAGUAUCGGAGCACGGAGAUACCAGAGCAUAGUGAUGCCACUCACCUCUUCUCAGGACGCACUUUUAAGAGUAGCCGCAGUGGGGCAGCUUAUUUCGGUGGGAUAUGCUCUCCAGCCAAAGGUGGUGGUGUAAUUGAGUUUGGAAGCAUUGCUGCCAUGGCGGUGACUUUAGCACAGAGUCUGGGGCAGAAUCUUGGUAUGAUGUACAACAGACCCCGCAUGGCUGCAGGUGACUGCCGUUGUCCUGACCUGUGGCUUGGUUGCAUUAUGGAAGAUACAGGGUAUUACCUUCCCCAAAAAUUUUCCCGCUGCAGUACUGACGAAUACAGACAGUUCUUACAGAAUGGAGGAGGGAAGUGCUUGUUUAACAAACCCACCAAGCUAUUGGAUGCUCCUUCCUGUGGAAACGGAUUUGUGGAAGUGGGAGAGGAAUGUGACUGUGGUUCUCCUACUGAAUGUAAAAAGAACGGGGCCCUGAACUGCUGUAAGAAGUGCACACUUAGCCACGACGCAAUGUGCAGUGAUGGGCUGUGCUGUCGGAGAUGUAAGUAUGAACCAAGGGGGACAGUUUGUCGGGAGCCUGUUAAUGAAUGUGAUGUGCCAGAGAUGUGUCCUGGAGAUGCCAGUGUGUGCCCGGCAAAUCUACACAAGCAGGACGGAUACUUCUGUGACAAUGAGCAGGGUCGAUGUUAUGGAGGCCGAUGUAAGACCAGAGAUCGUCAAUGCAAUGUAUUAUGGGGACGUAAUUCAUCAGACAGAUUUUGCUAUGAAAAACUAAAUAUUGAGGGGACAGAGAAGGGCAACUGUGGGAGAGAUGGAGAAAACUGGAUUCAGUGCGGCAAACCAGACGUGCUCUGCGGCUACCUCCUAUGUUCCAAUAUCUCUGGAUUACCUAGAAUCGGAGAACUGAAUGGUGACAUCACGACUAUGUCUUUCUACCACCAGAACAGAUAUAUUGAUUGCAGAGGUGGACAGGUGAUCCUACCAGAUACCUCGGGGUUGGGAUAUGUGGAGGAUGGGACACCGUGUGGACCUAACAUGAUGUGUCUAGAUCGGAAGUGUCUACCUGCAACUGCCUUCAACUUCAGUACCUGCCCCGGCAGUGGACAAGGAAUGGUGUGCUCAGACCAUGGGGUUUGCAGCAAUGAAGGGAAAUGUAUUUGUCAUUCAGACUGGACAGGAAAAGACUGCAGUGUAUACGAUCCACUUCCUGUCCCUAAAUCCACUGGAGCUGUGGAGCGAACAAAAGGUCCUAGUGGCACAAAUAUUAUCAUUGGAUCAAUUGCAGGGGCUGUGCUUAUUGCUGCCAUUGUAUUAGGGGGGACUGGAUGGGGUUUCAAGAAUAUUCGAAGAGGAAGGUCUGGAGGUGGAUAGCUGGUCACACAUAUCUCUCUCACCAUUUGUCAAUAUUCGCUAUCAUUCUCAUGACACAUCUAGGCCUUGCGGAGAAAAGUAAAGCUGAUAAUAAUACACUGGAGUGAGCAGAGAAUGACAGGAACACUACAAUGAAAAUUUAUGGGAACCUUCUCCCUGUCUUCCAGAACUGGAACGGAGCUGUCUCUUUCCCUGGGACAGUAAUAGACUGCUACUUAAUAGGUUUCUCGUGGCAGAAGCCGUAUUGAACUUGUCAGUCAGUCCUGAUGACUGCUGUAAUUUAUAACACAAGGAGGACUGAUCCUUUAUGUCACUGCCGAUUGGACAAUCUGUUAUGGGGAAGGACCUGCCGUUAAAACAAGUUGAUUAACGUUACAUUUCAUUUUUAAAGAUCGGACACCUUGUACAUUGGUUGGAUAUUGGUUCAACCACUAAAAAAUUAGUACCUGUUAAGUGUCUGUUUGUGAUCCACAGCUUGUGACUCUUCGGCUGUUGCAAAACUACAACACUCUGACAGUCUGUGGCUGUCAGGACAUGAUGGUAGUUGUAGUUCAACAGCUGAAAAG
Hyla sarda is the source of this 2999-nucleotide messenger RNA. It is a transcript of the gene ADAM11, whose product is annotated as ADAM metallopeptidase domain 11. Bases 148 to 2433 code for a protein of 761 amino acids. NCBI's taxonomy places the organism in Eukaryota, Metazoa, Chordata, Amphibia, Anura, Hylidae. The record is from RefSeq and is a predicted model, not a curated record. Gene Ontology annotation, biological process: proteolysis. Gene Ontology annotation, molecular function: metalloendopeptidase activity. The transcript is spliced from 27 exons.